Molecule: messenger RNA, 774 nt
Organism: Exophiala bonariae
Lineage: Eukaryota; Fungi; Ascomycota; Eurotiomycetes; Chaetothyriales; Herpotrichiellaceae
Exons: 1
Coding region: 1-774 (257 amino acids)
Biological process (GO): mitotic sister chromatid biorientation
Cellular component (GO): mitotic spindle polar microtubule; mitotic spindle pole body; mitotic spindle
Source: RefSeq, a predicted model, not a curated record
AUGUCACAAAACCGCGCCCCUUCGCAAACGCGUCUCCCGUCAAGGGCUCGAUCACGCUCUCCCGUAGCCUCCAGACCAACAACACCACUUCGACCAUCAUCGCGCUCCUCGUUCCGAACAUCACAGAACAACACCUUCAGCGGGCCAUCGCCGCUCGACGCCUUCGAGCCCCAAUUUGCCGAACUCAGCGACUCGAUGGCCGACCUCGAAGCGAACCUGAUGCAUCUCCAGCUCAUGCACGAGAGCCUCAGCCGGUUCGGAGAGAGUUUUGCGAGUUUCCUCUACGGACUGAACAUGAAUGCAUUCGUCGUGGACUUCCCCGAGGUAAGUGAAUGGAUUGCUCCCGUCUUGAUACAUCUACAGUACUCGUCCAAUCCAUGCUCUAUUCAACCCGACAUUCUGACCCAAGCGCAUGUUUUGUUCUUUCAGGCACCACUCCCAGAAUCCAUCAAGCGAUACCAGAAGCGACAGCGAGCUCAAGAGGGUGGAGCGGUGGACGACACGACGAUCUUGACCGGCGGCGGCGAUGGUAAGACCGGCGACGCGGAGACGACAUUCAUGGGGGCCGAUGCCAGCUUUGCGAGUCUCAAGGCCACGCCACGUCGGAGGACCAUCGGGUCGACAGUGACGCCCAGCACGGCUUCAACCGCCAAACAGAGUACGACAUCCUCCUCCUCAACGCGUGGCGGCAUUCCGAGUAGGGCUGUCAGAGGUGUCAACCGUGGUGGGAGAGGGAGUGGCCUGCCGCGUGGGAGAGGUCGAGGUGUGAAGUAG